Messenger RNA from Penicillium canescens, 366 nucleotides. RefSeq lists its product as uncharacterized. The record is from RefSeq and is a predicted model, not a curated record. The transcript has 2 exons. NCBI's taxonomy places the organism in Eukaryota, Fungi, Ascomycota, Eurotiomycetes, Eurotiales, Aspergillaceae. The coding region runs from base 1 to 366 and encodes 121 amino acids.
AUGACAACUCGCGAAGAACGACAAGCCUACAUGGCUCAGCACAUUUCUAAUCUCCAACAACAGAACCCAAAAGCCGACUUCAAAGCCAGCGAGCAGUGGUGGACCCCAAGCGUCGACCUCGGCGCCGAUCUCCAAGAGACUCUGGGUCCAGCAGUCAACAAUCAAUUAAAAGCCUGUAUCGCAAAGGCGUUUGAGCGCAAGUGUUCACCGGAAGCAAAGACGAUUCUUGCUGAAUAUCCGGAUAUCUUGGAGCGGGUUGAUACUAUGAUCUUCAGAAACGAGCAGCUGUGGGCGCAGGUGCAUCAGUAUGCUUUGUCGGAGGCUGAGGCUGGAAGGGAUGCUUUUGGUAGUUGUGCGGUUAAGUGA